This is a messenger RNA of Ostrea edulis (European flat oyster), 2871 nucleotides long. Its product is annotated as peroxisomal acyl-coenzyme A oxidase 1-like. Gene Ontology annotation, biological process: lipid homeostasis; fatty acid beta-oxidation using acyl-CoA oxidase. The transcript is spliced from 14 exons. The record is from RefSeq and is a predicted model, not a curated record. The coding region runs from base 84 to 2093 and encodes 669 amino acids. Gene Ontology annotation, molecular function: acyl-CoA oxidase activity; fatty acid binding; FAD binding. Lineage: Eukaryota; Metazoa; Mollusca; Bivalvia; Ostreida; Ostreidae. Gene Ontology annotation, cellular component: peroxisome.
UGUACUGGUCAACGAGCGAUCUCACGUACACGUUCUAAUUUGAGACCUCUUUUUUGUACGAUUUACCUAGUACCGGUCUUAAAAUGGCGGCAAUAGAAGGAGUAAAUUCGGAUCUUGCAAGAGAAAGAAGGAAUGCCACUUUUGACGUUGAAAAUCUCACAAAUUUUAUUUACAGAGGUCCCGAAAAAGUGAGAAGGAGGCGUUAUAUACACAACUUGGCUAUAAAAGACCCGGUCUUAAGGAGGGCUAAGCCUUGGGCAUUUCAAACUCGAGAGGAACAGUAUGAGACAUCUUUGUGGAAAAAUAUUCACAUUAACAAACAGCUUAAAGAGUUUGCUCUCACCGAACCUGCUGAAAGGUUCUACUAUCAAGAAGCAGCAACCCCACAUGAGAACAGUCCAAUUGGCCUACACACAGCUAUGUUUAUUCCCACCAUAGAAAAACAAGCAACAAAAGAACAGAAAGAAAGAUGGCUGCCACUAGCUGAAAGUCUGAAAAUGAUUGGAACAUAUGCUCAGACAGAAAUGGGGCAUGGCACAUUCAUCAGAGGGUUAGAGACAACCUCAACAUACGAUCCAAAGACCAAAGAAUUUGUCCUGAACUCACCCACCAUUACCUCCAUGAAGUACUGGCCAGGAAAUUUGGGAAAGUCCACCAAUCAUUGCCUGGUCAUGGCCCAGCUAUACACACAAGGAAAGAAUUGUGGUAUUCACAUGUUUAUGGUGCCCAUUCGGGACCUCGAAACACACCAACCUCUGCCAGGUGUGGAGGUUGGUGAUAUAGGUCCCAAGUUUGGAUAUGGCUCAAAUGAUAAUGGUUACCUCAGACUGAACAAAGUCAGAAUUCCAAGAGAUAACAUGCUGAUGAGAUAUUCCAAGGUACUGGAAGAUGGGACUUUUGUGAAGCCCCAAAAUGCUAAGAUUGCUUAUGGCUCCAUGGUAUUGGUUAGGGCAGUCAUUGUGACAGACACCUCCAGGGCCCUGGCACAGGCCUGUGUAAUUUCCAUUCGGUACAGCGCAGUCCGACGACAAACAGAGGUCAAACCAGGAGGUGAAGAGGCACAGAUUAUAGACUACCAAACUCAACAAUACAAGCUGUUUCCACUACUUGCCACCUCUUAUGCUAUGUACUUUGCUGGGCGGUUCAUGUACGAUUUUUACCUUAAAGCGACAGCGGAAAUUGAGGAUGGAAAUCUGGAGUCUAUGCCCCAGCUUCAUGCCAUUUCUGCUGGACUAAAGGCUUUCAGCACCUGGACGUGUUCUGCCGGGGUAGAGACAUGUCGCCUGUGUUGUGGAGGUCAUGGGUACUCUCACGCUAGUGGUCUGCCGAAGAUUUACGUCGACUGUGUGCCUGGUUGUACUUACGAAGGAGAAAACAAUGUCAUGAUGCUGCAAGUGGCCAGGUUUUUGAUGAAGAUGUAUCAGAAGAUGCAACAAGGAGAAUCACUUCCUAGUUUUGUGCAAUAUUUAAAUGUCGAUCUGAACAAGAAAUCCUGUAUGGCCGAGGAUGUUGCCCUUAAAUGCCUAGUCAUGGCCUAUGAACACCGAGCAGCACGAAUGGUAACAGAUGCUGCUACCAGCAUGCAGAACUUGGUACAGUCCGGAAAAUCACCAAUAGAGGCUUGGAAUGGCUCUACAGUGAUGUUGACAUGGGCUGCGACAGCCCAUUGCCAUGCAUUUGUUACGAAACAUUUUGUCGAGACAGUAAUGAAUUCCAAGAUGGAUGCCGAUGUUAAACUAGCUCUGACCAGUCUAUGCAAGUUGUAUGCUGUUCAUGGCAUCAUAGAAAAUCUUGGUGGAUUCAUACAGGACGGAUUUUUUGACUCGAAUCAAGUACACCUUCUGAAGAAUAAAUUGAUGGAUCUUCUGGCAGAGAUCAGACCCAACGCUGUGGCUUUAGUGGAUGCGUUCGAUUACCCAGAUGAAGUAUUGCAGAGCUGUCUGGGGCGUUACGAUGGACAAGUCUACCAGGCUCUGUAUGAAUACGCCAAAAGUUCUCCACUGAAUGAGAAGGAGGUGCUUGAUUCCUAUUUCAAAUAUAUUAAACCUGCUCAGCAAGGAAAUGGAUCCAUUCAGCAAUUUUCAAAGCUGUAAAAAACAUUCUGAAGCAGUCUGUGAUUUCAAUGUGAUUACUGUGAUUCUGUAGAAACUUAUUGCCAUUUUCUUGUUAUAGUGAUAUUUAAAAAACCCUAAUAUGUUGUAUAGAUUAUAUGGACAUUUGUUGUUUUAAUGUAUGCAGAAUUUAUUUAUUUUGGAAACCGGAAUUCAAAUUUGAUAGAAUAUGCAUAUAAUAAAAUAUUAUUAUCUCCCCUGACUAUCAAGGAAAAUGUUACAGCGGGAUUUUGGUCCUUUGCUCAUAUUUCAAUGACUUUUGGUACAGUGUACAUGUACAUUUAUUUAGCAACUUUAUGUACAAAUCUGUUCUAAUUUUAAAUACUCUUAAUUCAAGCUUUUUAAAUACUGUACAAAUCUACAUUUUAAUAUUUUCUAUAAUGUUUUGAAUUUUAAUACAUUGGUGAUAUAUUUUAAAAUUUUGAUUGAACAUUCCAUUUAUACAUCUAUGAUACAUGUAUUAUGUGAUGUAGAAGUGUUGAGUUAAUGUUUUGUAUAAAAAUUACUUGAUUCCUGUUCUAUUUUCAGUUUAUAGUUCCUCUUGUAAAGUUUUUAAUUGUUAUUUCACAAAUAUUUUAUGUUCCAGAUUACAUUGUAAAUGUCAAAUGAUUUCAAAUGUUUGAAAGCAGAGGGAAAAUAAGCACAGGAAUAUUUUCAAGCUUUGGAGAAGGAAAUGUUUAUGACAUAUUUUCCAUGAUCAGGAAAUGGACAGUAUCAAUUAUAUCUCAAAGUUUUGCAUAAAUAAAACUGGCUUCAUUUC